Pocillopora meandrina is the source of this 1965-nucleotide messenger RNA. The record is from the annotation of a GenBank genome assembly. Lineage: Eukaryota; Metazoa; Cnidaria; Anthozoa; Scleractinia; Pocilloporidae.
AGGAAUAAUUGAGGGCAAACAGUUUUUUAACUCUAUUGAAUUCAGUGCCAAUUUUCUUGGCAUGCGGCUAUAAAAGAAGGCGACAAACCUAGAUUAACUACAAUACUUUAUAACAAACUCAUAUCGAGUCUGCAGUUGAGUCCACCCGACUGAGUAACCUUCCUCACUUGCAGUAAACAUGAAGACCACAAUGAUGAUCUUUGGCCUGCUUUUCACGUUAGCCUUGAUUUCACAGACCGAGUGCUUUACGGCUGGAAUCGGAAACGUGGGAAAGAGGCAGCUAACGAAGGUAGAUAACUUUUUUUCACGAUCAAAAAUUGAUCUCAAAAACUUUUGUUAUCCUCUGAAAGCAAAUUUAAUACGAAUUUUUAAGUUAACUGUAUUUCGCUUCUGGGAUCAGUCUAUUUUCAUAUUUUAGAUGCCGUGUUGUUAGAGGUGUUUCACGAAGCCUUUUUUUUGGUCAAAAAGAUGUUAUGAGCGGUAACCAAAUAGAAUAGCGAAAACAAAAUCAUUAAAUUCUCCAUUUUUGAACGUUUGAAAAAAAAAAUUAAUUUGAAAUUUUUUAAUUCAUUUUCUCUAAGAAAUUUUUCUACCGUUAAUUUUUAUGGCAAUUUCGAUUUCUUGUUUCAGCUUUAAUGAAUACAUGAAUUAAAAUCCCCACGCAAAUGUGAAAUAAGUCGAAGUGAACGAAAUCUUCUAACGACACAAGGCGAAAAUUAAAGGAGUGAAAAAUUAAACAACGAAAAGGCAUCUAAAAGAGACUGCUUUUUAGCCGGAAUGGCUAUUAUGUCAAAGUUUUCAAUAUUUCAGGUCUAUUCAUUGUAUCAGUAAAUACUAUUGUUCAUUCGCUUCCGAAACUUUGUCCAAAUCUACCAAAAAGAAGGCUUUAAAAGAAUCCGAAUUCUAGGUGGAAAAUAUUAUAAAAUUCAAAUACCUUACCUUGGAAAUAAGACAACCUUAAUUUUCGGUUAGGAACAAUAUAUUCGAACAUUAAUUUAGUCAAAGUUGAUACUCAGAAGCAAUAAAGUAUCCUGUCCUUACUUUUAAUUUCACUUAAAUAUUCCCAAAAUGAGAGGAUACCGCUGUCCAAUUCUAAAUCUGAGAUAAGUUCUAUUUUUUUUUUAACUGCUGAAAUAUAAAUAUAUAGCAAGUGCAGUUCUUGUUGAAUUAAUACUGGGCAAUUCGUGACAAACAGGAUUUGAAAGACAAUCAAAUUUUCAGCGGUAUGUUAAGUUUGAAAUGAUAAAGGUAUCAAAACAUUGCAUAAUAUUAUAAAAUUUUGAUGCCUCUCAUAGAAGUAUUCCGAGCUUAUAGGCUUCCUCCUGGGGAAUUGAUUCGGUUUCCUCUAUCUUUAUUAAACUCCUGGCUGAAAAUCAAGAUUCGAGCCAUCAUAUUCACGUGAGAAAAAAUAUACAAGAUUACUUGGCUAUUCGAGUCCAAAAGAAAAAUAAAAUCUAAAAUACCUCUCUAAGAAUCCUCCUCGCGCAGGAUUUGAACCUGGGGUAGCUUUCCUUUUAUUCUUCUUCACUCUGAUUCUAUAACUUGCACCUAGAGUACACUGUGGUCUUAAACAUCUGUUUUUUAUUCGUCUGUUUCAGGCAUACCAGUCGUUAGAUCGCAUUUGCAGGGAAACACAAGCUAUCUGUGUGGAGGCCGCAAAGGAUGUCUCACGGCGAUCAAAGACAGCGAAACGCUCUCAGGACACAGGGCUGAAUAUGGAAUGAUUAGCAAAUAACAACAUGUGAAACUAAAACCUACUGAAGAAGACAGCCUGAAAAAUGACACACGUUCGAAAUUUAUCAAAGGUCCCCUUUCCUGUUACGAAGAGCGGUUUUAUUUGUGUAAAACACUUUCCAUUCGCUUUUCGAAGAAUUAUUUUUUUUCGAUGUCAAUAUAUAAAAGAGAGAAGGAAAAAAUAGGAAUGUUGAAGAAUAAAGUACAUGCUUCAAAAAUUGUUAUGGUGGC